AUGCCGGUCGUGGUGAAAUGCAUCUAUCGGCUCUUUUUCCAUAAGCUUGCAAAGUUCCCAGAACCAAUACUUGCGAAAUGUAGUUCAUUCUACUUUCUGUAUUAUAUCUGGACAGGCUACUUCCCUCAGCAGUGCGAAAGGCUAUUCAAGAAGUACAACACCGAUGUUCUGCGAGUGGCCCCAAAUCAGCUUGUCUUUAACGACCCCCGCUCAUUGAAGGACAUCCCGGGACGUAGCGAUGUUUAUCGGGGGGACUUCGCCCUACGUGUGAUUGGGUUUUCGGCGGUCAACGUGAGCAACAUUCGGGAUCCUGGUGAGCAUAGACGAAAGCGUCGUGUCAUGGCCCCUGGAUUUAGCAACACCGCCUUAACAGCACAAGAGCCGCAUAUUGUCGCACCCAUCGUGGACAAGCUGAUUUCGAAAAUACGGGAGACGGAAGGUGGAACUGUGAACCUUGCAGACUACUUUGAUUGCGCCACGACCGACAUUAUAGGCGCCCUAUCCUUUGGGGCGAACUUCGGCAUGCUGGAUCAACUACAGAAUCAUCCAUUUCUGCAUGUCCUGCCAAACGUGCUUCGCCUUUCAGUUAUUGCGCAAUGUAUUCCAGAAGUAUUCCGGACCCUUUCGUGGGCGAACAAUCAGCCUGGCCUUCAAUGGACUGUACCAAAGCCAAUGCGAAAAGUCCCUGACUUCGCUGGCUAUCAUCUCGCCGAACGCAAGAAAAGAGAUGCGCAGGAACUUGAUAAAUCCGGGCGUAAGGACAUUAUUAGCAUAAUCGAGGCAGGCAAUGAGAAGUAUAAGGGCCAGGAAGGCUAUAUACAGCUCGGAAAGACAGAAAUGCUAGGAGAGGCGACCACUCUAGUGACAGGCGGUGGCGAUAAAGUCGCAACUGCGCUCACCAUGACCAUGUACUUAAUUGGGCAACACCCUCCCGUCUACCAACGAUUAGUCUCGGAAAUACGAGCGACCUUCGAUUCGUCAGAGAGCGUUUCUAGCACGACUGCCGCAACCAAACUACCAUAUCUGGACGCAGUGCUCAACGAGACAAUGCGAAUCUCUCCAGUCCUCCCAGGCCCAAUGUGGCGACGUACGGAUCACAGCAUUCCAGUAGCAGGCUACGUUGUCCCUGCUGGUACAGAGCUUGGCGCCAUGAGGUACAACAUCUUCCGUCACCCUAAGGCUUUCCAUGAUCCGGAUACAUUCAAGCCAGAGCGAUGGUUGAGCGACAUGGGAGAUGACUUAGAAGCCAGUCAGCCAUUCGGCGUCGGUCCACGCACGUGUAUUGGACGGAAUAUUGCGUGGAUGGAGCUGAGACAUAUAAUGUGCAAGCUAAUAUGGAACUUCGAUUGGGCCCCGGUCACGAUCAAUUAUCAAAACCCGGAAUACCUUGUCCAGUACCGCGGGCCAAUGCAUAUGGCAGCGUCUUCACGGAAGAGCAGCUAG
Molecule: messenger RNA, 1443 nt
Organism: Zasmidium cellare ATCC 36951
Lineage: Eukaryota; Fungi; Ascomycota; Dothideomycetes; Mycosphaerellales; Mycosphaerellaceae
Exons: 4
Coding region: 1-1443 (480 amino acids)
Molecular function (GO): oxidoreductase activity, acting on paired donors, with incorporation or reduction of molecular oxygen; monooxygenase activity; heme binding
Source: RefSeq, a predicted model, not a curated record